CAAACUUCAAAACGUCUGUUCUUUCUAUUCCUAUAAAAAGAAGAUUCAUAACAUAUUUUUUUUGUGGAUUCGCCAUAUCGCAAGAUGUUUGGUUAUGGGGAAACCGAAAAAGCUCCGCCUUUAGAAGUGACGGAUAAACUAAAAAUUUAUUUGAUCGUUCACUGGCGUGGCAUCAUUACCCUAUUAGUCCCUUUGUUAACCAUUGGUAUCCUAGUACCAUUUCCACCUGAGAAAUGGCAAUGGACUGCAUAUUGUCUUCUUGUUAUGGCGGUUUACUGGGUCACUGAAUGCAUUCCAUUACCAGUGACGGCAUUUUUACCAGUGAUAGUAUUUCCCAUCACUGGAGUUAUGACUACAACUGAAGUAUGCAAGUGUUACGUUAGUGAUGCAGUGAUAAUGUUUCUUGGAAGUCUUAUGUUAGCAGCCUCGGUCGAGCAGUCAGGACUUCACAGGCGUAUGGCAUUUGUAGCUAUCCGAUCAGUUGGAUAUUCACAUCGAAAGUUGCUGGUAGCGAUGGUCAUAGUAACAUCAUUUUGUUCAAUGUGGAUAACAAAUACAGCCGCCACGACAAUGAUGAUGCCCAUUAUAUUUGCAGUAUUAAAAGUUUUUGAAGAUCAAAAACUCCUUAAUGUAUAUGACACAGAUGUGAGCGGUUCUAAAGUUGCCUCUGAUAUCGCUUCAUGCUACUUCUGUACUGCAACAUUUUCGGCAACAAUUGGGGGCGUUGGAACUCUUAUAGGAACAGGAACAAACCUAGUUUUUAAGGGUCUAUUUGUCACAGAAUAUCCCAAUGCUCCUGAUUACUUAUCAUUUCCUUUGUUUUCCGCGUUUGGUAUUCCAUACAUGAUAGUUUUAGAUAUAUUUUUGGUUCUAUAUAUCUUAAUAGUUUAUACUGGUUUGUUUAGGCCAAAUAGUGAGGCUGCCAGAAAAACGAAAAUACCAGCAAACGCUUUAAAAGCCGCUGAAGAGGCUGUUGCGCGUGAAUAUGCUUCUUUGGGAAAAAUAACAUUUUGGGAAAAAGCAGUCAUAGUAUUAUUUGGAAGUUCCAUCAUUUUAUUCUUUUGUCGAUCUCCUCAAAUAUUUAAAGGAUGGGGCGAUCUUAUAAGCGACUUCUUCGAAUUAAAUAACAUAAAGUUCGUACGAGACUCGGCCGUAGCAGCAUGUAUAAUAACUGUAAUGCUUAUUUUUCCAUCUAAUCUUUUAUUCUUUAAGAACUGCAGUGCAAAAUUUCACGAAGAUUUACCGAAAAAACCAAUUCGGUCGGUAUUGGACUGGGCUAUAAUGAUGGCAGAAAUGCCCUUCAGUUUCGUUUUCCUUCUCGGUGGCGGAUUCGCUUUGUCCACUGCUGCUAAACUCUCUGGAUUAAAUUCGAAAAUUGGAGAAUGCAUUCAAGGACUAAAAGUUUUACCCGAUAUAGUAAUUGUCUUGAUAAUAGUUACUGUUGUUAUAAUGAUAACAAAUUUUGCAUCAAAUAUUGCGGUUUGUAACGUGUUUACUCCGAUUUCAAUGCAACUGGCACGAGAAGUGAAACACAAUCCUUUGAUGUACUGCAUUGCAUCUGGGUUUGCUGCUUCUCAUUGUUUUUUGUUGCCAGUGGGUACACCUGGUAAUCUUAUAGUGCAAAGUGCUGCAAAAGUUCCAACAUCAAAAAUGGCAGUAGCUGGAAUUGGACCAACCAUAUCAACUAUCAUUAUAACAUGGCUUGCAGUAAAUUUUUAUGCUCCUAUUGUGUGGCCAAUUUUGAAAAAUCCAUCCCCAGAUUGGCUUGGUUAAAGUUUAGUCUUGAACAUUGAUAGUAUUUACAAGCAUUGUAAUAUUAUGGAAGUGGAUUUAUAUAAUUAAUAACAAUAUACUAGUACCAUUAGUCCAAGUUUGCAUCGCUGACUUAACACUCUCUGCUUUAAUAUUUUUCAUUCAUAAAUCAUCAGCGAUAGGGGUAUAUGUACAUAUAUGAUCAUUUCUGGCUGAAAAAAAUGAUUAGAUAGGGGAUGGGAAAAUGUUUAAUGUGUGUAAGGAAAUUGGGAAAAAAUAAUUAUUUUAUGAUUAGUUAUGUUAUAGUUUUUUAUUUAUACCACCUUAAAGUAUUUUAUAGUUUGUAGUAAUUAGUACGUUUGUAUUUAAAUAAACAUUAAUUUAAUUCGCAA
Messenger RNA from Danaus plexippus (monarch butterfly), 2144 nucleotides. Its product is annotated as protein I'm not dead yet-like. NCBI's taxonomy places the organism in Eukaryota, Metazoa, Arthropoda, Insecta, Lepidoptera, Nymphalidae. Gene Ontology annotation, biological process: monoatomic anion transmembrane transport; citrate transport. The transcript has 15 exons. The coding region runs from base 85 to 1773 and encodes 562 amino acids. Gene Ontology annotation, cellular component: membrane. Gene Ontology annotation, molecular function: succinate transmembrane transporter activity; citrate transmembrane transporter activity. The record is from RefSeq and is a predicted model, not a curated record.